Ctenocephalides felis (cat flea) is the source of this 909-nucleotide messenger RNA. RefSeq lists its product as uncharacterized. Lineage: Eukaryota; Metazoa; Arthropoda; Insecta; Siphonaptera; Pulicidae. The transcript is spliced from 6 exons. The coding region runs from base 48 to 842 and encodes 264 amino acids. The record is from RefSeq and is a predicted model, not a curated record.
UGGGUUGAUAAGUGUAUUUGAAUCAAGUAAUAUUUUUCAUAAAGAAAAUGAAAUUGGCAAUCAUCAUUCUCGGCUUCUUAGCCGUAGCUGCUUCAGCUGGACGAGUUUCUUUAAAUCGCGAUGUCAGUUCUUUGGUAGCUUAUUCAAAACUUCGUGGUCUUCAAAGAGGAGCACUUGAAGACAAAAUUUUAGCUAUUGUGGAAUGCUUGCGAAAAAUUUUGAGAGAAGGCGGUGAGCUGACCGGAGGAAAAGUUUUGGACCCUUUGGACGCUGAGCAUUUGGACACCAAUUUUGAAAUUCCAGAUCUUGCAACGGUAAAUGGAGGUCUUGACAAUUUGCAUGUUUCUGGAUUAUCAAGCUUCAACUUUACUUCCCUUAAAUUAAAUUUGGUUUUGCUGAAGGUUGACUACAAUGUAACAAUUGAACAAAUCAAAGCCACAGGUCUGUAUGAUAUUGUUGGAAAAUUGGUCAAUCUUGUACCAAUUAGUGGUAAAGGACCCUUCGAUGUCCAAUUAGACCAGAUCACAGCUGCAGGUCAUAUUAAAUUACGUUUGAAAGACCUUACAUAUCUGGAAUUAGCUGAAGUAAAACUUUUGCUUUCUGUUGGAGCAAUGAACUUCCAAAUCGAUGGUUUAAUGAACAACCCAGACCUCAGCGAAAUGAUCAACGCAAUUUUGAAUGACGUGCUCCCUGAUUUAUUAGUUGAAAAUCAACAAAAUAUUUCCACUGGUGUAGAUACUAUUGCCAAACAAAUCUUAAACCCAGUUUUAAGUAAAUUGACAUUGCAAGAUAUUUUGGACAUGAUUGGAGGAGGUGGCGGAGAAGGUGGACUUGUGUGCUAAUUUUUGAAAAUUCAUUACGCUUAUUUAAAGUUAACGCAUAUAUUAUAAUAUGUAGUUACACUUAACG